CAGUUCUAAAUUUUCUGACGUUUAGCUCUAACAAUCUCUGACACAUAUGUGUCUUACUAAAUAAAUAUAAAUUUGCAAAGAAAACAAAAUGGUAGUGUCCAAUUAUGAUGCACUACGCAAACAGGCUCGUUUAUUGGAAAAUGAAAUCGAUCUUAAGUUGGUGGCUUUUAGCAAAAUAGGAGGUAGCUCCAGUUCAUCAAUUGGUCAUAGUAGUUCAAAUGCCGAUACAUCACCUUUGUUAGGGGAACACCUAUUCGAUUCGCUGUCAGAAGAAAUUGCCCAGAUGUUGGAUAAGCUUUCAUCUAUCAACGAGUCUAUGACUGAAUUACCCACAACAGGUGCUGCUGCUAUGCAUACGUUACAACGUCACCGAGAAAUUCUGCAGGGAUAUCGGCAAGAAUUCAAUAAAAUCAGCGCCAAUCAUACAAUGCGCUUAGAACGUGAAGAGCUUUUAAGGGGUUCCGGCUUAAACAGUCCAUCAAUAUCUGGCCUAAGUAGACGAGAUAUGUAUUUAAAAGAAAGUUCUCACAUAAAUAGUUCCAAUACCUUGGUAAAUGAUCAGAUUAACAUAGCUAUUGAGACGAGGGAGCACUUGCUAUCACAAAGGCAUGCUUUCAAACGUAUGCAAACGCGUUUUAAUGACAUUUCAAAUCGUUUUCCUUUAAUAUCGAGCCUAAUUCAACGCAUCAACAUUAAAAAGAAACGUGAUGCAUUAAUAUUGGGUGCUGUUAUUGGCGUUUGUGUAAUAUUGUUGUUAAUAUACGCUUUUAAUUAGCGACAUAUGCGAUUUCCUGUGUAAUUAAUCAAAAAAACUUUUUAAAACUUUAAAAUAAUGACGGACUAUCCCUUUAAAAUUAAGCCAUUAGUAUAAUGACUGCAAAAGUGUAUAAGUACGAAAGAUGUAGAAACAAUAAUAUAUUCUUUAUUUACGUAAAACGACAUUAUAUUUUUAAUAAAUGAGUUAAAUCAUAAUAAAGAUAUGAGAAAAAUCAA
Stomoxys calcitrans (stable fly) is the source of this 993-nucleotide messenger RNA. It is a transcript of the gene Gos28, whose product is annotated as Golgi SNAP receptor complex member 1. Lineage: Eukaryota; Metazoa; Arthropoda; Insecta; Diptera; Muscidae. The record is from RefSeq and is a predicted model, not a curated record. Bases 89 to 775 code for a protein of 228 amino acids. The transcript has 5 exons. Gene Ontology annotation, biological process: endoplasmic reticulum to Golgi vesicle-mediated transport; vesicle fusion. Gene Ontology annotation, cellular component: Golgi membrane; Golgi medial cisterna; SNARE complex. Gene Ontology annotation, molecular function: SNAP receptor activity.